CAGGGAUCCGGAUGAGUGAAGUGGACUGUAAUCCAGUCUUGAAGAGACAGACAUGGACGAGUUUCUCAACAUCUGACAGCGAACUGUGUUGGACAUUACAAAGACAACAUGGAAAUGACAGGUUUGCUGUUUCUGCUGAUGGCUGCCAACUCUGCAUUCACAAUGCCUCUAUCUACAGACGACACCGACAAGUGGUUACAGGCUGAGAGAUACCUUCGUAAGUUCUAUGGACUCCCAGUUGCUCUUCAGAGCAGGAGAUCCAACUCCAUGGAGACUAAGAUCAGGGAGAUGCAGUCCUUCUUCAAGCUCCAGGUAACAGGCGAGCUGGAUGACAACACCCUGGAUAUGAUGAACAAGGCAAGGUGUGGUGUUCCAGAUGUAGGCGAAUACAACCUCUUCCCCAGAAACCUCAAAUGGCACAGCAACAACUUGACUUUCAGGAUAGUGAAUUACACUCCGGACCUGAAGAAGGAGGAAGUGGACAGAGCCAUCCGGAAAGCUUUCAAUAUCUGGUCUGAUGUCACUCCUCUCACCUUCAAGAAGAUCUACAAGGGCAAUGCGGACAUCAUGAUAAGCUUUGGGACAAAAGAGCACGGAGACUACAAUCCCUUUGAUGGACCUAAUGGCCUCCUAGCCCACGCCUAUCCCCCUGGUAAGGACAUUGGAGGAGACACUCACUUUGACGAGGACGAACACUGGUCGACGGACUCAAGUGAAUACAACCUGUUCCUGGUUGCCAGCCAUGAGUUUGGCCAUGCUCUGGGUCUGUCCCAUUCUAACGACCCAGGAGCUCUUAUGUACCCUGUCUACUCAUUCAGCAAGGAUUACCCACUGGCUGAGGACGAUGUCAUGGGCAUUCAAGCUCUCUAUGGCCCCAACCCCAACCCCAAGAAGGUGAACCCUAAGCCUGAUGCCCCCAACAAGUGUGACCCCAUGUUGGGCUUUGACGCUGUGACUGAGCUCAGAGGAGAGACCAUCAUCUUCAAAGACAGGUUCUACUGGCGCCUUCACCAGCAGAUUGUAGAACCUGAGCAGACCCUGAUCAAGUCCACCUGGCCCUCCAUCCCCAACAAGGUGGACGCUGCCUACGAGAACCCAGAGAAAGACCUGGUGUUCAUAUUCAGUGGAAUCAAAAUGUGGGCCCUGAAUGGUUAUAACCUGGUGGAGGGUUACCCCAAGUACAUUCACAAACUAGGCCUUCCCAAGACAGUCCGUAAAGUGGAUGCAGCUGUGCAUAUCCAGGACACUGGCAAGACUCUGCUAUUUACAGAUGAGGACUACUGGAGCUAUAACGAGAGUAUUGGCCAAAUGGACAGUGGCUACCCCAGAGUGAUUGAAACAGAUUUCCCAGGAAUAGGAGAGGAGGUGGAUGCUGUUUCACAUAUCCAUGGAUAUUUGAAUUUCUUCCGUGAUAACUUGCUAUUUGAGUACAGCUACAACUCAAGGAAGGUCAUGGGUAUUCAAAGAUCGAACUCUAUCCUCAACUGUUGACAGAUUGCAUAUAUGUGCUGGACACCUGUAGUAAAUGUCACUGGUUUGACAUUGAUUGCUGGAAUAUUAUAUGUCUAAAAACAUGUCUGGUAUAGGUAGAAUAUUUAUUUUGUGUAUUUUAUUAAAUGUAAUAAUUUGUUGUUUUCAAAAAAUCAUGUUUGAAGUAAACACUAUUUCUGUAGAACUCUUCAUGUACAUUUUAGAGCUUGUUGUUUUGGCUUCUCGACAUUAAUGGUCCCACUGCUCUCAAGUGAAUAAUUUCGAGCACGAUCCUAGAGCUGUGCACUUUUCAUAAUGCAGCUACAUCAUGUGGCCACUAGAGGGAACCAUGUCAACAAGAGUAAAUGAGUUGGAACAACUUCAGUGCUAUCGGAGUAACAAAAGAAUAAGCUGAGCACCAUGUGUCCCCAAUUACAUUUUGUAAUAUGUGUUGAAAUAAAAAACCCAGUAAGAACUUC
Messenger RNA from Hypomesus transpacificus, 1949 nucleotides. It is a transcript of the gene mmp13b, whose product is annotated as matrix metallopeptidase 13b. NCBI's taxonomy places the organism in Eukaryota, Metazoa, Chordata, Actinopteri, Osmeriformes, Osmeridae. Gene Ontology annotation, cellular component: extracellular matrix. Gene Ontology annotation, molecular function: metalloendopeptidase activity; zinc ion binding. Gene Ontology annotation, biological process: extracellular matrix organization; proteolysis; collagen catabolic process. The record is from RefSeq and is a predicted model, not a curated record. The transcript has 10 exons. Bases 109 to 1491 code for a protein of 460 amino acids.